AUGGAAAUCUUUCUUAAUUUGGGUUUCUUCCAUUCCGCUCAACGAAAAAGGCUGGAAAGAAACUUUCAAAAAGCUUACAAUACCAAAGCAAGGUUUGGACCUGAAAUGAGCAUCAAACGCGUCGACACCGAUCAUCUUGAAGACGUAACAUCCCGCAGAAUGGUUUUUGCCAUCGUUCCUUAUUGGGUUGAUGUCGAACCCGGCAGAGAAUUACCGUCAUCCCUAUUCUCAUUUCAUGAAAUUUUACCAACCGCACAAAUUGAUAAGAAGGAGCUACAAAAUCACAUGAAUCUUGGGGAAGCGAAGAAAAGUGUCGAAUCACUUGCAACUUACCUGGAUGGUGAUUUGACGUGCAAAUUCUUCCAUCUCAAGCGAAUUACCAACAUCAAAAAAGUCAAAAAAGUUAUUCGUAAGGAUUUUGUUAAUAUUGGUGGUGGAUUCACAAUGAUUACUCGCGCUGUCGGCCACAUCAUAAAAUUUGAGCAUAUUGAACCGGACGUGCUCAUCGACUUCCGCGAGAUUUCUUUCGUAUUGCGCACAGACAACCCGAUCGAAUUUAAAAUGGAUUUUCGUAUUGCCAUUGAAUAUCGCAUGGGACGAGUUCUUGAUUUUGUCGAAGAAGUGAGCGGAUCAUGUGCAUCAUUUCACCAAUUCGCAGAUAUGAUGCGCGAUUUCUACUUCCAUCCACGCUUCAUCCUCAAUCGUUUGAAGGCUCGACAGUAUACAAUUGAGAGAAGCACAUUCCGAGUGUCGUCAUUGGCAGAAAAUACCGAAAGAUUUAGCAAACUUGCCUACCAAAUUAUUGAUUUCUUCCGUCUUGAAGAAAUUCUUGAAAAUCUCGAAGGCAUGAGAAAUUAUAUGAAAAACGUGGUGCUUAAUGAGCACAAUGUAAAUUUUGAUAAAACAAUCGAUAAGCUUCACCGCAAGCUUUUAGAGAGCGAACCAUACACGACGAUGAAUUUUUCUUUGGAAGAGGUGAUCAUUGACAAUAGGAUUAAAUUUACUAUCGCAAUGGAAAACGCUAUUAAAGCAUUCGACUUGGCCAAAUCGAACUUUCGUCAUUUCUUCGAUAUUUGCGAUUAA
Caenorhabditis bovis is the source of this 1083-nucleotide messenger RNA. The record is from the annotation of a GenBank genome assembly. Lineage: Eukaryota; Metazoa; Nematoda; Chromadorea; Rhabditida; Rhabditidae.